UCACAAUGUAAAACGACGUCGUGUCUCAAAGACAUCCAACUAGAAGAAACUCGCACACAAAGAUCUGGUAAACAUUUUCGUAUUUUUACGAGUUCGAUGGAGAUUCAAGAUCCCUCGGAACCCAUCGUGAUCGGAGACUACGUAGCGAAAUCGAAGCUCGGAGAGGGUUCGUUCUCCGUGGUAUGGCGAGCGGAGCACAGAUUCACCGGAGAGGAAGUUGCGGUGAAGCGCGUCGAUCUCACGAAGCUCAAUCGCCAUCUCCGGAGCUGUGUCGACGCCGAGCUCUCGUUUCUCUCCUCCGUCAACCAUUCCAAUAUCAUCCGUCUUCUCGAAUUUUUCCAGGAUGGGAAUUUUCUCAUCAUGGUUCUGGAAUAUUGUGAUGGAGGAACUCUAGCAUCGUAUAUUCAUCGUCAUGGGAGAGUUCAAGAACAUAUAGCCAGGAGAUUCAUGCAGCAGAUUGGAGCUGGUCUUGAAAUCAUUCAUGCUAAUCAUAUGAUUCACAGGGACCUUAAACCCGAGAACAUUUUACUCUCUGGAUCUGGUGAUGAUUUGGUGGUGAAAAUAGCUGAUUUUGGCCUUUCGAGAAAAAUAUAUCCGGGAAAGUAUGUAGAAACAGUGUGUGGUUCCCCAUUUUACAUGGCUCCGGAAAUACUUCAGUUUCAAAGAUACAAUCAAAAGGCUGACAUGUGGAGUCUAGGGGCCAUCCUUUUCGAGCUCCUCCAUGGAUACCCACCUUUCUGUGGUAGGAACAAUGUUCAGUCACAGGUGCUGAGGAACAUCAAAUCUUGUACAACUCUUCCUUUUUCUGGACCGAUUCUCCAGCAAUUGCACCCUGACUGCAUCGAUAUGUGUUCAAGGUUGCUUUCUAUUAAUCCAGUUAGUCGCUUGUCCUUUGAUGAGUUCUACAAGCAUAGCUUCUUAAGAGGCCCGUGAAGCAAACAGGAAUGAGGAAUGCAACUAGGGUUUUGGGCGAGAAGCUUGGAGAGUCUAUUGUGAAGAACGUUGCUUCUUCUCCAAGCGAUCCACGAAAUCGGUGUCGAAAUUGGGAGCACUUGGCAUUUAAUUAGGAAAAUUGUUUGCUACUACGCGUCGUGGGGAAGGCUAAGGAUUGGACUCAGUUACAGUUUUUGUUGUAAUUGCCAGAAUUGAGGAGAAGACAAAGAAGAAACCUCAGGAAACAAAACCUGUUGUAGUUCCAGUGAGCACACCAGCUGCGGAAAGCCGGUUGAAAAGGCGUAAAAGCGAAAUUAGAGAGUUGAAGAAGAUAUGGCGUCGAGAGCGAAGAACACAACUUCAAAUCAUCGGUGGCCUCAUCUUCAUCUUCCUCCGAAAGUGAGAACCAUAAUCAAAUUUUAGAGUUAAAAAAACAAAUGGUAGGUUAAACAAACACUUUGUCAUCAAUUUUGUUGGAUUUUGAAAUGUAUUGUUGUUGAGUUGAAGUUUGGGUUUUGGGUUUUGUAAGUAGAAAUAUAUGGUUUUAGGUUUCUGAAAUUUUGGGAAUUUCAAAAUAGAAUGUUGUGUUUCUGAAAUUUUGUGGAUUUCAAAAUAGAAUAUUGAGUUUUAAGUGAAAUAAUUGAUUGACAUGUGAAAUGAUUUAAAUCGAGUUAAAUAAGUCAGUUUGGGUCACAUGGUGAUUUAGGAUAAUUAAAUGGGUAAUUGUAUCAUAUGAGUCGAUAUAUAGAUGUAUGAGUGACAUGAUGAUUUGAGUAAUAUGGUCACAGGGUUACAGACUUACAGUGUCAUAUAGGUCACAUUAUGGUAUGGUCACAGGGUCACAUCUUUAUAUAGAUUACAGGUCAGAUGGUGGUAUGGUCACAAAGUCAUAUCUUCAUAUACGUCACAGUGUCACAGGUCACAUGGUACCAUGUCAGAUGGUCACAUGGAUUUUGAAACAUGAUCUAGAAUGCUAACAUAUAUUUUUUUUGUAGCGCAUUGAGGAGACAAUGUAUGAGAUACGACUCUGCGUUUUAUAGAAUUCGGUGACUUAUAUAGGAAGCAAUUACAUGGUUAGUGACACUAUUUUCGCGGAGCACAUCAAGUGGUAGGAAAAAUCGGGCGACUUGCCAAUUUUGGGCGAUCUCGGGCCCUACUUCAAGGGACAUCUUCCACUUGGAUGUGCAGGAACAUCAUUGAUUAACUUUUAUUUCAGCUAGAAAUGACUAACUUUUAUUUCACCUAAUAAUUUAUCUCUUUUUGUUAUGAACAUUAAAUAUAACCUUCUUUUGUUUGUUUAUAGAAUCCUAAGUUAUAAUUUUUUUUAUGCUUUUUGUUUAUUUAUAUAUGAAACUGUUUAUAGAGUCAACGAAAUAUAGGUUGAAAAUAGUAAACAAAUGGAUCCCACCGAAACUCUAAAUUAUCAACCGUAACUUUUCUACACACUUGGAUGAUACUAGACUCCACAAGAAAUAUUGCAUAUAAAAAUUUUGGAGGGAAAAUUGUUAGAGAACAAAAUUUGGAUUUAGCUGUUUUAAACUCAAACUAUUACCAUGUUCACAUGGUCACAUGAGACCAUAUUGGUAUGGUCACGUAGUACCAUAUUCAUAUGGCUACAUGGUACCAUGUUCACAUGGUUACAUGGUGUCAUGGUACCAUGGUAUCAUUUAUUUUCAUGGAAUUAAGAGUAUACUAAAGAAGGAAGCGUCUGACGAAGUACUUUUUUAUUUGGAGGAAUUGACAUCAUCGAGUUCAUGACUUGAAAAUUCGUUCCACAAAGUCUUCUAGGAAGAAGAAGAAGGAAAAAGGUCUGAUAAAUGAAGAAGAAGUAGAAGAUGAGCGAGCAAAAGAAGACGAAGAACAACAAGGACAAGAAUAAGAAGGACAAGAAAAACAACAAUUAUAUGUGAUGACAAUGUCACCAAGAUGCGUGAGCAGUUGACAGCCACCAUACUUAUCAAUAGAAAUGUUCAAAAGUAGAAUUAAGAACUUAUUUAUGUUAUGAACUUAUUUCUUUUUGUUAUGAUAUUUUGUUUA
This is a messenger RNA of Tarenaya hassleriana, 2970 nucleotides long. RefSeq names its product serine/threonine-protein kinase ATG1t. Gene Ontology annotation, molecular function: ATP binding; protein serine/threonine kinase activity. The record is from RefSeq and is a predicted model, not a curated record. The transcript has 11 exons. The coding region runs from base 97 to 933 and encodes 278 amino acids. Gene Ontology annotation, cellular component: autophagosome; cytoplasm. Gene Ontology annotation, biological process: peptidyl-serine phosphorylation; protein autophosphorylation; autophagosome organization. NCBI's taxonomy places the organism in Eukaryota, Viridiplantae, Streptophyta, Magnoliopsida, Brassicales, Cleomaceae.